ACCGAUAGCCGAGCCGGGCUAGCCAUGGUGACCCUGGGCCUGUCCCGAGUGAACGACACCGUGGCCGCCAAGCACCCAGGACUCCGGGAAUAUGCCACGUGCCAGUCGAACGCCUUCAUGAAGGGCAUUUUCACCUUAGUCACAGGCAGCUGCGUGACCUUUGGCCUGCAGAUGUUCAUUCAGCGGAAGUUUCCAUACCCUUUUCAGUGGAGCUUACUGGUAGCCGUGGUCACAGGCUCCAUGGCCAGCUAUGGAGUGACAAGAAUGGAGUCACAGAAAUGCAGCAACCUCUGGCUCUUCCUGGAGACGGGGAAGCUCCCCAAAGACAUAGGCACAGAUCCACGCAGCUAGGAGAGCUCCAACUGCGCACAGGGGAUUUGGGCCAGGGAUCAUCCUGGAACACAGCCCUCAGUGCCUCCCAACCCUAGGCUGGCCCUCCCCACCUUACAUAGGUCCUCUCCAUACCCUGUGGUACCCCAGCUGUAUUCUCUGCACAUGUGCAUGGCCAGGCUCCACAAACCUGUGUAAACCUGCUACUGCCCCAGACUGGGACCUGCCCCGGAGGGAGACCAGAAGAACCCUCCCUGGGGUGGUGGUUGGUCCAGGGCAGCAAGAAAGGGGAUUGCAUGCGCAUCUAGGCAGCAGGACUUAAACACACUCAGCUGCUCUCAGCUGCGCUGGCUGCAUCCUGCCCUGCAUCCUCACAAGUCAGAUGACAGCUGGUGCUGGGGCAGGGGGCAAAUAAACAAUGUGUCCCUUCUCCCACCUGAGUUAUAAAGCA
This is a messenger RNA of Otolemur garnettii (small-eared galago), 781 nucleotides long. It is a transcript of the gene TMEM141, whose product is annotated as transmembrane protein 141. The coding region runs from base 25 to 351 and encodes 108 amino acids. The record is from RefSeq and is a predicted model, not a curated record. Lineage: Eukaryota; Metazoa; Chordata; Mammalia; Primates; Galagidae. The transcript has 5 exons.